This is a messenger RNA of Papilio xuthus (Asian swallowtail), 1272 nucleotides long. RefSeq names its product 1-acyl-sn-glycerol-3-phosphate acyltransferase alpha-like. NCBI's taxonomy places the organism in Eukaryota, Metazoa, Arthropoda, Insecta, Lepidoptera, Papilionidae. Gene Ontology annotation, cellular component: endoplasmic reticulum; membrane. Gene Ontology annotation, molecular function: 1-acylglycerol-3-phosphate O-acyltransferase activity. The transcript is spliced from 5 exons. The record is from RefSeq and is a predicted model, not a curated record. The coding region runs from base 547 to 1206 and encodes 219 amino acids. Gene Ontology annotation, biological process: phosphatidic acid biosynthetic process.
AAAAUGAAACACCAAAUUGUAGUAAAGGAUAUCGCUUUAUCUCAUCCCGUGUCCUUUAUAUGUACUUUGCCGGAAAAUAUCCAUUGUUUUGAUGUUAAAGGCCAUUUAUAAAAAAAACACGUAUUCAAGUUUGGAAACACAAUCAGUUUAAUGACGUCAAAAACAUGCAUGAACAGUAAUUUUGUUGACACCAUAUUUCGCCUGCCAAUUUAAAAGAAAAAUCGGUAACAUUUAAAACAAUACGUUUUUCUUCCAACAAGGUAAACGAACUAUUGUUACAUCCCGACGCACUUUUAUUUCAAACACUAUUUAAACCUGUAGCUCUCAAAUUAAUAACAGGAUUUUAAUAGUUGUGUUGUAAAAUGCUUCAAUAAUUUCAAUCACAAGUGAUUGAUUUAAAAAUCGGAGUAUACUAUAACGUGGUGUAGUUCUUGUUGAUGCUAGCGCUACCAAACUCAUCAACUUUUUCACUGAUCACUAUAAGUGGAUAGGCGACUGCUUGGAAAUGAUAGCUUUUGUUUCGUUCCGAUUUAACCGCACCUAUAGAUGUUAGCAGCCACUAUUUUAAAACAUAUAACCAAAUUAUAUGAUUUGAAAUGGGAACUACGUGGUGCUAAUAUACUAAGUGAAGAACGGGGAGCAGUGGUAGUAUCAAAUCAUCAAUCCUCAUUGGAUAUUUUGGGUUUGUUCAACAUUUGGGAAGUAGCUGAUAAAUUAACAGCGGUCGCUAAAAGAGAGGUUAUGUACGUUUUUCCGUUCGGAUUCGCUGCAUACCUCGCAGGCGUAAUUUACAUAGACAGAAAUGACCCAAAACGAGCAAGAGAACAACUUAAUAUGACGUCAGAUGUAAUGGUUAAAGAAAAGACAAAAAUCUGGCUAUUUCCUGAAGGGACACGAAAUAAGGAUUACAGAAGUUUAUUGCCUUUCAAGAAAGGAGCAUUCCACAUGGCCGUCGCAGCACAAGUUCCCAUCAUACCCGUCGUCUUUUCACCUUAUUAUUUUAUAAAUAACAAACAAGGAAUUUUCAAUAAAGGUCAUGUCAUAAUUCAAUGUCUCGAACCAAUAUCAACAAAAGGAUUAGGUCCAGAAGACAUCGACGGUCUUGUAACACGAGUGCGCGACGCAAUGUCUACUGUCUACAAAGAACUGACCAAAGAAGUGAUAACGAAUUUACCUUCAGAUUACCCACAUACGACAGUAGGAUAAAUAGCAUAAUAUAAAAACUAUAAUAUUAUUUAUUUGUACCUGUGAUGUAUUUACUAUUAAAAGCUU